AUGAGACAAAUGAAAAAUAAAAAUGCUUUUAUGUAUGAAACAAUUCGACCAAAAGUUGUGCAUACUGCUGUAAAAUAUUUGGUUGAGCAAGAGCUGUAUAAAGAUGAAGGAAUUGUGAUAUCUCAUGAUUGGCUGAAAGAAUAUUCUAACGAGAGAGAGAAUUUUAUCAUCGAUGAUGAAGAUAAGAAAUUCGAUGAAAAUGAAAACAUCAGCAAAGAUUUUGAUACCGAGGACAAAUGGAAUGAAUGUGACGAUAAACCAGUCAAUCCAAGUACUACUGAAACAUUAUUAAAUGACGAGAUUGGUGAUCAGAAUGAUAUUGGUAUCAAAUUUGCUCCAGGAGAGAAUAACAGGCCGAUAUCGAUUUUAAUGGAUUUAAAAGUCGAUGAAUUAACAUUUCCGAAAAUUUAUUGUGGCAAGCAAAGAAAAAUCAAAGCGAAUGUUAAAUUAACUUAUGCUAAGAUUGCCAAGUCAGAAUUAAGAAUGUUUGAUCGAAGAUGUGGCAGAAUAUCGAAAUUGUUUUUCACAUAUAAGAAACUACAAACGAGAAAGUUCUCCGAUGCUAUUUCAAUAAAUUUGAGAAAGACAAAAAGUACAAAAAACAUAACUGUUGCACAAAUGCUUAAUCGAGCUUAUGUCAAUGGAUUGAUUCAUAAUGAUGAUGCUUUUACAUUCUUGAGAUGUGAUCGAUCUUCACCAGCGUUCUGGGAACUCAAGAAAAAGGAAGUUAUGGCGAUGAUCAGACAGUUAGGAUGUCCAACACUAUUUUUAACAUUAUCAGCAGCAGAAACAAAGUGGUC
Messenger RNA from Rotaria sordida, 800 nucleotides. NCBI's taxonomy places the organism in Eukaryota, Metazoa, Rotifera, Eurotatoria, Philodinida, Philodinidae. The record is from the annotation of a GenBank genome assembly.